Hemibagrus wyckioides is the source of this 11085-nucleotide messenger RNA. RefSeq names its product A-kinase anchoring protein 13 (gene akap13b). Gene Ontology annotation, biological process: positive regulation of neuron differentiation; cell morphogenesis; regulation of Rho protein signal transduction. The transcript has 39 exons. Gene Ontology annotation, cellular component: cytoskeleton; ruffle membrane; plasma membrane. Lineage: Eukaryota; Metazoa; Chordata; Actinopteri; Siluriformes; Bagridae. The record is from RefSeq and is a predicted model, not a curated record. The coding region runs from base 251 to 8674 and encodes 2807 amino acids. Gene Ontology annotation, molecular function: guanyl-nucleotide exchange factor activity; microtubule binding.
UUGUACAUUUCGGUCUUGUUUUAAGCCAGAAGGCAAGUCGCGAUCUUGCGGGUAACAUCUUUAACAUCAGUCUCGUUUGUUAACUUCAAAGCAGAAGGAAAGGAAACAAUGCGGGAUUGUGCGGGCUGUAAUUCCCAACAAACCCAGUGAAGAGAAAGAAGAGGGGGGAAAAAAAUAAAGGGGGAAUGGUGGAGUUUCUGGAGGACAGGAUUCCACUUUCAGCCACAAUCAUCUAUCAGUGACUGAUGCCAUGAAGCUCAAUCCAAAGCAAGCACCACUAUAUGGUGAGUGUGUGUUGACGGUGCAGCUCAGUGAGGAGGAGUGUGUGGAGGAUGAAGAGGAUGUGGAGUUUUACUUGCUCUUCUCUGGCAGCACACAGAGACACCUGACCACCACACUGAGGCUCGGUCAUGUGACUCUGCAGGCUGUCUGUCCAGCUCAUGAUCGCGAUGAGACAGUUCGGGUCACUCUGUGUCAGGCUCGACCCGGUGGUUCUGUGGACCCGGUGGCGGAGGAGCGGUUCCAGUUUGUCCAGGAUCUGGCUCUGGACAUGGCUCACUUCCUGAUUAGUGCGGCGGCUCACAGGGACGGUCUGGAGGGAGCGCUGCUGCUCACUGACUCACACAUCCCUGUCCAGGAGUGCGAGAGGCUGGACGAGACGCUAAUGCUAGCGCUGAAGCACCUCCCACUACCGCCUGGGUGGAGUGUACUGGGCCCUGACACCAACACAUACGCACCAGCAGAUUUCAGUCCUCAUGAGACGUUGCUGCAUUUUGCGGCUCGUCGCGGUCUCCGGAGAGUGGCCCUGUUCCUCCUGCAGCAGCCUGGGGGACGAGACGCCCUGCAGCUGGUCAACAAACACGGACACACACCUGCCCGAGUGGCUCAGAGCAGAGGACACACACAGCUACAACACCUGCUCUCAGAGCUUGAGAAAUCUCCACACCUUGAGACAAAGGCUCCCAGGCGGCGUUACCCAGCAGGCCGAGCGUUCCUGCACCACCCGAGGCUGAACACCUUCUCUCUGACUGUGGAGACAGAGGCAGACGGAGAUCCUCCAGACCUGCAGCGAGACGUGGAGGAGCUGCGCCGCUACGCCCUCUCUCACCGCCACAGCACGGCAGUAUCUCGGAAGCAGCGUCAGUCCUUCCCGCUGAUCCUGAGCCGGGAUUUCGUUGGCGAGUUGCAGUCGUCUGCAGUGACUCCCUCUGAAGACACCUCCCUCCAUAAACCACCUGCGUGCGAGCAUCAGGAAGUUGACAUCAAAGCCGACGAAGAGAACUGCGAGCACGCUCAGUGGCCGAAUGGUGGUGUCCAAUCACAGGAGGGUGAAGCGCCAGCGUCCAGUGGAGCCUUGGAUUCUGGGAAUGGGACUGUGGGGUUAGAGGGUGAGGGAGUGUGUGUGGGGAAGCUGGAGAACUGUGCAGCUGUCAGCGCUGCUUCCUGUGGAGAACAGCAGCAGGAGGAAGUAGAUAGCAAGCUGAGUGUAAUUAGGGAGACGCCUCGUACACCGAGGAGUGACGCUGCGUCCGAGUCCAAGACGCACAAUAAAGUCCAAUCUGGCAACACGCAGGAGGGAACGAUGGGUCAAACCCAGGGACUCCUCCCCGAGAAAGAAGAAAAGAACAAGGAGAGAGGGGACUUACCAGAGGAAAGGGAAGGGGAGCAGGAAACCAGUUUGCCGAGCAGGGAUACGCGGCAAUCCUAUGGACAAAAGGAUGAGGAGACACACUCGCGUUUUUACUUAAAUUUGGACGUUAAUGCCUCGGAAAACGGGAAGGAGAUCCAGGAAACAGGAAACGCCAGCGAACGGAUACACGAGUCCACCGGCAGCACAACACCGGCUUCACAAGACAUCGGUGAAGAUUUGGAUUCUCGAAGUUUCAGACCCAACAUGGCUCCAGGCCCCGUCCACAACGUACGUCUCGAGCCGGCUCCGGAUGUCGAACAGCUGCUUGAUGCAGCCGCAGGACACCAAAUGGACGCAACUCCAGAAACGGCGUCCGAUUGCUCGGAGCAGGUAAGAUCAGAUUCUGUAAAAGAUCCUCCACCUUGUGAUGUCACUGUUGCACCCUCACAACCUGACAAACUAGAGCUAGACGUUUCUCUCAUGCAUGAGGAAAGUGGUGGAGAAACCCGUGUUGAUCAGAAGUUACUUCCUGAGACAGAAGAAAGUUCUUCAGCAGGAUCUGAAAAUCAUAUUCAAUCUGUCAUAUCUCCAGAAAUAUUGGAAGAAACUUCUCAGAUUUCACCAUUUCAGGAGCAUUGUGACCCGAUCAUGGAUGCCAUGGACCAAGAUCGGGAAAUAUCACAGAGUCUGCUGCUCUUUUUGGACCAAAUUUCAACAGUUCCUUCAGGAUCACUGGUAUCUGAUUCCAACCCUGAAGAAACAGGAAGUGUUUUAAAAUUAAAGCUUGAAACGGAGCCGCUAGCAUUUCAAACACCUCCAGAGUCACCCUGUGAGUUUUUCUCAGUAGAUGGCUUUAUCAGUACCAGUGGUUCCAUUGAAGCAACAUGUUCAGAUUCUCUGGAACUUGGCAGUACUACAGGUUCUCAAGAGACCGUUGAGGAGGGUGUGAAUGUGGAUACAGAACUGCUUGAGAUGUGUGAAAGCUCUAAAAAGUCACCAGUAACAGUUCUUUGUGGUUCCUUCUCCAAACUGACCAUCAGAGGAAGUCCACUUGAUCCUCAGGUCGAAAGCACAACAUCAAUGAUCAACGAAAAAAUAGAAACAAGUGCACAUGCUGAUACAGAAACCUCCACUACACUUUCUUCAGAGACAGAGGAGACCAAGGAGGAGGUUAUGAAGUUAGAACCAGUGAAGGUUGAGACGUUGGAGAAAUCAGAAACAUCACAGAUGGUGAGCAAUAUGUCUGCAGCACCUUCCUGUGAUUCUGCAUUAAAGGAGAACCUUCAAGGAACAGCAGCAAUUACAUACACUGUAGGUCUUGAAACACAAAAUGAUCAACCUCUAGAAUCAAAGGAUGUUCAGGAGGAGUGUAUGAAGAUGCCUACACAGCUUGGUGAGAAUCCAGAAAUUUUGUCACUGCCAUGUGAAACAUUAUCUGUGUCCACUUCUGUCUCUCAGAACAUCACUGACUCACAUUCUGAGGUCAUAACCUUUGAGGACACCAACAAAACAUCUGAAAACACACAGACUGAGAUCAUAACCUUGACAGAGACAUGUGUAGAAACAUCUUUUGGCCCAAAUCUAGUAGUUAGCAACUUUGAGGAAAACAUCCUAGAACAACCUGUGAUUGGGACUUUUGUGGAGAGCAUUAGUGAAACGUCUCAUGAUCUCAUCACAUCCUCUGAAGAGACAGUUGUAGAAACAUCUCUUGAUCCACUUUCUGAGGUUAAAAUCUCUGAGGAAAGCGUUCAAGACCAACAACUUAAUGUCAUGAUCUCAGAGGAGAGCAUUAUAGGAACAUUUCUGAGCUCCAAUCUUGAUUUCACAUCCUCUGUGGAGGUGACUGGAGAAGGGUCACUUGGUCCACUUCUGGAGGCCACCAGCUCUAAAGAAAGCAUCCAAGUCCAACAACUUGAGAAGAGCACAAAUGACUCCCAUGACCCUGAACACAAGGUCACAGCCUUUGGAGAGAGCAUUAAUGAAAGUCUGGAAUCCCAUCAUGAUCCUCUUACGACUUCUGAGGAGGCAAUCGGAGAAACGUCUUGUGACACACUUCCUGAGGUUAACAGCUCUGAAGAAAUUGUUCUACACCAACAACUUGAGGUCAUGACCCCAGAGGAGAACGUUAGAGAAACAUCUCUAGAACCCAAUCAUGAUCUUACCACGUCCUCUGAGGAAACAACUGGCCCCUGUCCUGAGGUCAACACCGUUGAGGAAAACGUUCUAGACCUACAACCUCAAGCGAUGAUCUGUGAGAAGAACGACAAUGGAACAUCUCAAGACCCCAAAGGUCACGGCAAACCCCUUGAGGUCACAGCGUCAGAGAGCAGCAUUCAGAGGCCACACCUUGAGGUGACUAUUGCAGAAACGGUUUGUGAUCAGCAACCUGAGAUCACAGCUUUCGAGCAGAGCAUCGGAGAAACACCUGAUCACACCCAGCUUGAGGAGACAACCUGUGAGGAAGACCUCAGGACGUCUCUGGACCCUUCACCUGAGGUCUUGAGCUCUAAAAAGGAUGAAUGUUUUUCUGAAGCUCCAAUUCAGCAUGAGCAUGCAGUUCUGGACCCUCUUGUUUCCUGUAGUGACUCUGGUUUAGCUUUGGAGAACGUUUCCUCCUCAGGCUCACUCAAGAUCUCCGACCAGCCAGUGGAUCUGGACAGUGGUACUGGUAUAGAAACGGAUGGCGGCUCCGCUAUAGAAGUGGAUAGUGGUUUGAUCCGGGACUUGCCACCUUUGGACAGUGUUGGUGUUAAUAAAAGUGGAACCAUGGAGGAGGAGAAGAGUCACAUGGAGGAGGAAUGUGGAGAGGAACCAAAGGAGGAACAAGUAGCAGGUGAAGAUGUUCACUCUGAGGACAUGAGGACACACAGGGAGCAAAGCCAAGAGAUCCACAGGGAGGAGGAGGAGGACGUCUUGUACUCUUUACAUUCUGAAGAUCUGAAGCCGGAGUGCAGUAAAGAAAGCACGGAAACUGAUGUUGCUGUGUGUUGCUCCGUAUCUGCGAGCUCACUGCCCGGGUCCGAGUCUGUCAGUGAUGGAGACUCACUGUUGGGCCCAGACACGACGGAUGAUGUCGUCUUUAAACAGAGCGAGGACACGCUCACCCUCACCAGUGGAAUUUCCAUGACUGGAUCCAUUUCUACAGACGACUCGUCCCUCACACACACUGUAGGAGAAACCGAGGAAGAGGAGAAGAAAGAUCGGCUGACGGAGGUCCUUGAGCGUUCCGCUGUUCUUCGCUCUACCAGCCGCUCUCACUCUCCAUCCCGGAGACACAGCUGGGGGCCAAGCAAGAAUCAGAGCGGAGAGACGGACAUGGGCCAGCGCAGUGUGGUACAUGCUGAGGAGGAAGAGAAGCCAUCAGGUCACAGGAGAAGUAUGAGCUGGUGUCCAUCACACGUUCCUCACCCUGAGAUGGAGGAGAUGAACUCCAGAAGUUAUAGUCUGGAAGGUUUGGCUGCUGAGGAUGAGGUGAAGAUGCCGAGCAUACGACACUCAACACACACAUCCAUGACUGAGAGAGAGGAGAGAGGAUCACUCGCUUCUCUCACUGAGGAGGAGAACGAGAGCAACGCAGGUGACAACAGCAGCUUAGACAGCCAGAGAUCUGUUCAGGACACAGGAUGUGGCUUCGUUCCUCCUCUUCUCUCACUCACCAAAUCUGUGUCCAUGUCAGCAAUCAGCCCAAGAGACCUGGAUGCGAUUGGACGAGCUCGACCCAGGCGGCGAAUCAGCUUCUCCUUCAACGUGUCGCCCCGCCUCCCCAAACCCAAACCUCUAUUUGCGUUCGGCUCUUCAUCCAGUGAUGAAGAGGAGGCUGGAAACUUGCCCUGUUCAGCAGCAGGAUCUGUGGAGUGCAGUAUUUUAGAGGAAGACCCCGCCCCAUUGAGGAGUGACUCUGAGGUCAGAGGGACGAAAGUGAGCCGCACCUUCAGCUACCUUAAGAGCAAGAUGAGCAAGAAGAGCAAGGAAAAAGAUCGUGACAAGAAUAAAGAUGGUAAAGAGAAGGAGAAGAAGAGCUCCAAUGGUCACGUGUUUAACUCCUCCCUAACUCCGCCCGCCAGCACCUGCCUACAGUGCAACCGACCAAUCAGCAUAAGGGAUGCCCUCACCUGUACAAACUGCAGUGUUCAGGUCCAUAAAGGCUGCAGAGACACACUUCCUGUGUGUGCUAAAGUCAAGAUGAAGCAGCAGACAGUCCCGGACUCUGCUCCUGCACCUGGAGUUCUCUCUCGAGGAAAAUCCUCAUCAGCGCGAGAGCGACCCUGGUCCACGUUGCAGAUCGCUGAAGAUCAGAUGUCUCUUCCUGUCCCUCUGCCUCGGAAAAACACCAUCAUACCGUUUAACAGCGGCUCACUGUCCAAAAGCAUCUCCAUCAGCAACAUCGCAGGGCAGGUUGAUGACGCUCCUCUGAAAGUGCUGAAGGUUCUCUCUCAGUCCACAGACUCGCUCAAUAAGAUGGGGAAAGUGAACGAGUCGACCGAGUCUCUCACUGAUGAAGGGGCGGAGCUGAUGGAUGGUCACCUGAUGGCGGAGUUCGAGGCGGAGGUGAAGGAGCUGGAAGCCGAUUCCUGGAGCUUCACUGUGGACAAAAAAUAUCUGAAACAACUGAAAAAAGACGUCAUCAAGAGGCAGGACGUCAUCUACGAGUUGAUCCAGACGGAGAUGCACCAUGUGCGGACUCUGCGCAUCAUGGCUGACGUGUACAGUAAGGGUCUGCAGAAGGAGGUGCAGGUGGAGGUGCAGACGUUGGAGAAGAUGUUCCCUGUGCUGGAGGAUCUGCUGGAGCUGCACACACUCUUCCUCACACACCUGCUGGAGAGACGGAGGGAGGCGCGAGAGGAGCAGCGGGGGAACGAGGGAGGAUUCGUCAUCCGCAGGAUCGGAGACGUGCUGCUCCAUCAGGUGACUGGCUCCAACGCUGAGAAGAUAAAGAAAGUUUACGGGAAAUUCUGCAGCCGCCACAACGAGGCAGUGAACCUCUACAAAGAGCUACACACACGGGACAAACGCUUUCAGGCCUUCAUCAAGAAAAAGAUGAGCAGUGCUGUGGUGAGGAGGUUGAGUAUUCCUGAGUGUAUCCUGUUAGUCACACAGCGCAUCACCAAAUACCCUGUCCUGCUGCAGAGACUUCUUCAGCACACUCGAGAGCCGGAGGAGGAGCAGGACGUGGCCGAGGCUCUGCGGCAGGUGAAGGAGGUGCUAACGGGCGUGGACUCUAAAGUAAACGAGUACGAGAAGAGGAGGAGGCUGAAGGAGGUGUACAGCCGCACAGACAGUAAGUCCAUCAUGAGGAUGAAGAGCGGCCAGAUGUUCGCCAGAGAGGAUCUGAUCAGAGGGAGAAAACUCUUACAUGACGGACCACUGCAACUGAAAAACGCAGCCGGGAGACUGAAAGAUGUUCAAGCUUUGCUGCUGUCCGAUGUGUUUGUAUUCCUGCAAGAAAAAGAUCAGAAAUACGUUUUCGCCUCACUGGAUCAGCGCAGCACAGUGAUCUCACUGCAGAAGCUGAUUGUGAGGGAGGUGGCAAAUGAGGAGCGCGGGCUGUUCUUCAUCACAGCGGGCAUCGAGAAGCCUGAGAUGGUGGAGGUUCACGCCAGCUCCAAAGACGAGAGGAACACAUGGAUGCAGCUCAUCCAGAACACCACCACCUCCACAGAUAAGGACGAUGAUGAAGGAAUCCCAAGUGAAAAUGAAGAAGACAAGAGGGUGCAAGAGAGCAAAGCUAAAGAGAUGAGAGAUCAACUGCAGAAGAAGGACGAACAGAUCGUGACUCUGUUAGAAGAAAAAGCGCGUCUGUUCCGCGAGUUGUGCGACUGUGCGAAUCAGGACGAAGCAUCUAUCCGUAACAGGAUGUUGUUCAGGGCGACAGGUGAUGAUGUCACGAAAGGAGAGCCAGUCAUCAGAGAUGCUCUUAAGGAAGUUGAGACGUUACAGGAGCUGGUGAACAGCAGUGUGGUGGGACAGCAGGUGUGUGUGGGACAGGAGGACUCGAGUGUGUGUGCAGGGUCUGUGAGUUUACCACGCAGAGCUGAGACAUUUGGGGGAUUCGACUGCCACCAGAUGAACAUCUCAAAGAAUGGAGACCGCGAGGAAGCGGAUGAUCUGCGAAGAACCGAGUCAGACAGCGUUCUAAAGAAGGGGGGCACUGCAAACCUGCUGCUUUUACACAAGAGGAACAGUGAGCAGUUUCUCCUGAGCGUCACUCGUCUUCAUGACCUGCUGAACACCUUACAGGCUGUGGUGGUCCAGCAGGACACCUUCAUCGAGGAGCAGCGUCAGGCCCUGAGCUCACCAUCCCUCCGUCACCCCUCCAUCUCGUCCUCGUCCUCCUUCUCGUCCUCAUCGUCGUGUUCGUCUCGCCCAAGCUCUCUGAUGGAGCAGGAGAGGCAGCGUCAGGAGGAGAAGGUCCGGGAAGAGGAGAGGAGGAGGAGAGAGGAGGACGAAAGGAAGAGGAGAGAGGAGGAGGAGGAGAGGAGGAGGCGAGAGGCGGAGCUUGUUCUGAGAGAGGAGAGACUCGUCGCCAUGGAGGAGGAGACGCAGAGGAGACACGAGGCACUUGAGCAGGAGCAGCAGGAACUCAGCAACAAGAAGGAGGAGUAUCAGAGAGAACUGCUGAGACUCCGAGAUGACCAGAGGAGACUGGAGAGAGAGCGAGAGCAGCUACACACACAUCUACACAACACAGAGCAGGACUCGAUGGAACAGAGACCUCGCACUUCCUCCACUGCCUCAGAAGACUCGCUGAAGUUCCUGAGCCCCACUGACAUGGCUGAAGGUGUGGAGAUUUUCUCUCGCGCCGACUCCAAACGCAAAGCCAAAAACCUGAACCUGAACCCGUUCUCCUCCGGCUCCGGACACAAGAGCAGCAUCGCCGAGCCUCCAGGCCAAGUCCCCAACCGCCUGCUGCAGCUCACUAAACCCAGAGACAAGAAGGAGAAGAAGAAGAAGAAAGGAAAAGGAGGCCAGCAGAACCAGUCUACAGAAACCCAAGGUGCAGCGGCGCCCAAGUCUUCAGCAGAAAGAGACGUAUUUUCAUGCUGAUCUCGCGCUCCGAUCGGAUCGGAGGCUGAUGGAUCCAGCGUUUCAGCACCGGGGGAAAAAGUUCUCCACCCUUUCCUUCUCUCACACACACACACACACACACACACACACACACACGUGUAUUUCUGCACCUGGGGGUUUGGGGGUGUGGUUUCUGGAGCAGGCGUCAGCUCAGUGUUCAUCACACCACUAUGGGCACUUUUAUUUUACAUUUUUUGAUUUUUUAUAUAUUUUUUUUUAUUUAAAAACUUUCUUUAGACAAAGAGAAGAGGAUUUUUUUUCGGACAGCCGGACACUCGAAGCCGCUGCAUUUCUCCGAGAUCACUGAGAAGAAAGUGACAUUUUUAUCGAAGGAUAUUCAACUAACAAACUAACAGCGUUCUGCAGUGAGAGAAUUCCGACAUGUGGAACGGAGGAAAUGGGAAUUUCUAGAAAUUUCUGUCACUUUAAAAAAAAAAAAAAGAAAAAAAAAAAGAAAGAGAGAUGUAUGGUCCGAUAAUCACACACCUGAUUUUUUUUAAAAAAAGUUUAAAAAGUUUUUACUGAUUUUCUUUGAGUAAAAAAUAAAAUAAAAAUAGGCCACGCCCACAAGCGACAAUCAUCACCAAGCGUCCUUUUUAUGAGUGAUUACUAAAUGCUUGGACAUUUCUUUAAAAAAAAAAAAGAAAAAAAAAUUACAAAAACCCACGGCUCUCUGGACUUUUGUGAAAUAAAAUGGAUAAAUUAAAAAAAAAAAAAAUUUUUUAAAACAAUAAUUUAUUUUGGCUUUAAUCUCAAGUCUCAUGCAUGGAGAUAAAAAAAAAGUUGGUGUCGUUUUUCUUUUUACUAUUAGAUAAAGAAUGACGGUGUGAUCUGUUGCCUGUACUGAAGUUCUUUGACUUUGUUUUAUUUCCACGUCAUUUAACUCUCCCCUGCUUCCUCGGUCAGAGCAGAAACGUUGCUCUGACGUGUAAACAGCAGUGAAUCUGCUCCUGCUCUCACUCCUCAGAGGAGUUGACUUUAUUUUCUUCUUUAUUAUUUAGCACUUUAUAUCACGUCAGAAAAGAUCCGGGUUUUAAUCCGAGACGUUCGAUUCGAUUAGUUUUUGUACCGUGUGAAUGUCGUGGAACUCAAAGCUAGAUUUGGGUUGUUUUUGCGUUGAACCAAAAGAAAAAUGAACGGGUUUUUGAAUCAGAGUGAUGAAUAUAUGUGAAAACUCGGAGCUGGGAGAGAGUGGUGUAGAUCCGGUGGAACGACCGAUAAACGUUUGCAAGCGUCUCGACGCGGAUUUUUCCCGGCAGGUCAGGUGACGUGACGAAAUGUGGGUCAAUGAAGGAGUCCUCGCCUGCGGGACAGGCAUGUCUGUUAAUAAUAAACCUCCUGAAAACCAAAAGAAUGAAAAAGCUGAGAUUUGAUCACAAAAAUUGACAUCAGAUUCUUCACAACACGAGGACGCUUUUUGUUUUUAAACCACUGUCUUUAUUUAGCGUUAUCCGCGUUCCCUAUGUCUGAGUGGGACACAAACACAGUGUGAGAUUUUGACUCCGCACGUCCCCUUGCACUUUCCCCAUUCCCUUAAUUUAAUCCUGAAGUGUUUGAACUCCACAACAACUCGACAGCGAUUACGCCAUUCACGUUUUUUUAAUAGCUACAUUUUAACGUUAUUGUUCUGUGAAAAGCAUGGCUUCUCCUCUAGCAGCUUCCUUCAGCCAUCUCUCUCUCUCUCUCUCUCUCUCUCUCUCUUCAGUUAAUUCGAGAAACGAUCAUUUAUGUUGCUGUAAAACGCUGAAGAAUCGUAAACCCCUCUGUGUUAUUGUGUAACAGUUUACACAGCCCUGACACUGGAGACUCCUUCCACAAAUAUUAAAAAAAAAUAAAAAAUCUCCUUACUCGCUGAUGCUAUAGAAACGGUAACGUGAUCGAAUCUGCACAUUAACCUUUGACUACUUUUUUGUAAUAAUACUUUUCCGUAAUCGUCAUGAUUCUCUCUCAGCCGAUUGGCUGAAAUAAGACGGGUAUCACGUCAGUGUUAUGCGUCGAAGAUCGCAACCAAUCGAAUUUGCAAGUGGACUCGUACCUCAUCAUCAUCAUCAUCAUCACCACCACACCGGAUUCAUUUCGCUAAAGCAGCCAAAAGAUGGGGAUGUGCCCUUGUUAGCCUCCCUAUCGAGUGCACUUGAUCACUCCUGUACCUGGUAGUUGUGUUACUUUUGUUGACCACUAGAGGGCGUUAUAUGUAUGCUGCAUCACGUUACCAAAGUCCUACAAUCUGUUGUGUUUAGUAUAAACACUUUAGCGAGGAGAUCAAAUACACAACAAGCAAACUGACGCACAACCGAACAACAAGCGAAGGGCAAGAAGAUGUCAAUCAUCCAAACAACAAAAUGUUCUGCGUUGUGUUUGUGUUCGUGCUUUUUUUUUUUUUUUUUAGG